This is a messenger RNA of Equus quagga, 939 nucleotides long. RefSeq names its product olfactory receptor 5AC1-like. The transcript has a single exon. Gene Ontology annotation, biological process: sensory perception of smell; G protein-coupled receptor signaling pathway. The record is from RefSeq and is a predicted model, not a curated record. Gene Ontology annotation, molecular function: olfactory receptor activity; G protein-coupled receptor activity; odorant binding. Gene Ontology annotation, cellular component: membrane. Lineage: Eukaryota; Metazoa; Chordata; Mammalia; Perissodactyla; Equidae. The coding region runs from base 1 to 939 and encodes 312 amino acids.
AUGGAGGCAAACACGAUGCUGGUGACUGAGUUUGUUCUCACAGGACUGACAGAGCAUCCAGGGCUGCAGGCCCCUCUGUUCCUGGUGUUCCUGCUCACCUACCUCACCACCAUGGUGGACAACCUCGGACUGGCUGCUCUCAUCUGGAAGGAUCCACGUCUUCACAGCCCCAUGUACUUAUUCCUCAGCAGCUUGGCCUUUGCAGAUGCUUGUUCUUCAUCCUCCGUGACCCCCAGGAUGCUUGUCAACAUCUUAGACAACAGGCAAAUGAUAUCCCUCUUUGAGUGCAUGGCCCAAUACUAUUUCUUUGGUUCCAGUGCCACCACAGAAUGUUUCCUCCUGGUGGUGAUGGCCUAUGACCGCUAUGUAGCCAUAUGCAACCCCUUGCUUUAUCCGGUGGUGAUGUCCAGCAGACUCUGCGCUUUGCUGAUAAGUAUGUCUUAUGUCAUUGGUUUUCUGCACCCCAUAGUUCAUGUAGGACUAUUAUUUAGAUUAACCUUCUGCAGGUCCAAUGUAAUACAUUAUUUCUACUGUGAAAUCUUGCCACUAUAUUCAAUGUCUUGCACUGACCCAUCUAUUAAUGCAUUGGUGGUUUUUAUUUUUGCUGCUGUUAUACAAGCUUUUACUUUUAUGACUAUCAUAGAGUCUUAUAUGUGUGUCCUCUUUGCCAUCCUGAAAAAGAAGUCUGCAAAGGGCAGGAGCAAAGCCUUCUCCACGUGCAGCGCCCACCUGCUCUCCGUGUCCUUGUUCUACGGUACCAUAUUCCUCAUGUAUGUGCGUCCUGGGUCUGAUCCACAUCAGUAUCAGGAUAAAAUGUAUUCCCUGCUCUCCACGAUUAUAAUUCCCCUGCUAAACCCCUUUAUUUACAGCCUAAGAAACAAGGAAGUCUUAGGUGCCCUGAGAAAAGUGUUAAUUAUUUUCCCCCUUGUGAAAGACUAA